Messenger RNA from Diatraea saccharalis (sugarcane borer), 291 nucleotides. Lineage: Eukaryota; Metazoa; Arthropoda; Insecta; Lepidoptera; Crambidae. The record is from the annotation of a GenBank genome assembly.
AUGAUGAUCAUUUACGCUGAGAUCGAUAAUGCGUUGCAUUUUGAUGAUUACAAGAGAAUUAUCGACUUAGCUUUAAAAUGGCCCUGGAAGGAAACGCACUUUGUCAUUGCCGAAAAUUGUUUUGGUUGCGGCAUAAAUACAAGAUACAUUUCUCCUCCACAUUUUUCAAUGAAUAUGAAUCUUGAAGAUAUUUUAUAUUUACUGCAAAAUCCACAAUUCUGGUGUUACAAUUGCAAAUAUUGUGUUUAUGAUCAUUUCCCUAGAGAUGAGUGUAUUUUUUGUGCUAUUUAG